ACGUACCUCUUCCUCCUACGAUAACACACAUAGAAAUCUACUAGGCGACAUGGACCACGACGUUGGAAUCAAGCAGCUCAAGUCGGGAGAGGUCAACCUCGGUACCUCGAUCAUGGCCGUCCAAUUCAAGGAUGGAGUGGUCAUCGGCGCCGACAGUCGAACGACAACGGGCAGCUAUAUUGCCAACCGAGUUACGGACAAGCUCACCUGCGUGGAUGAACGAAUCUAUUGCUGUCGGUCAGGAUCCGCUGCGGACACGCAGGCGGUGGCCGACAUUGUGCACUACUACCUCCAGAUGUACACCCAAUCCAUGGGCCCGCCCUCCGUACACACCGCAGCCGCCCUCUUCCAACGGUUAUGUUACGAGAACAAGGAUGCACUCAGUGCUGGUAUCAUUGUCGCCGGCUGGGACGAGGAGGUGGGACCCAGUGUAUACAACAUUCCGCUAGGUGGCGGCCUGUUCCGGCAACCGUGGGCGAUCGGCGGCUCCGGCUCGACAUACGUAUACGGUUACUGCGACGCAACGUUCCAGGAAGGCUGGGGCAAAGACCAGACGGUUGACUUCGUCAAGAACACACUGUCGCUCGCCAUGGCGCGCGACGGCUCCUCUGGCGGCGUGAUCCGCAUGUGCGUCAUCACCAAGGACGGCGCUGAGCGGUUGUUUGUGCCGGGCGACCAAUUGCCCAAGUUUUGGGAGGGCCGGGAGGUGCUCAGCAUGCCUGGAAAAGCGGCCACCGCGGCGACGGCGGCACCCAUGGCUGUCGAAUCGUAAUCGGAUGUGUUCUUGUAAUUCUAUCGCACCCGUCGCCGCGUUUUCAUCUAUCCCUAAAUCGCGAAGGCUUCUGGCUCCGCGGGCGGGCCCUUGGGGUUGCGUGAUAUGUCAGACUUUGGCGCACGACGGCAUUGUUACGAGAGCACGGCGACC
Punctularia strigosozonata HHB-11173 SS5 is the source of this 925-nucleotide messenger RNA. RefSeq names its product proteasome-domain-containing protein. The transcript is spliced from 6 exons. Gene Ontology annotation, cellular component: proteasome core complex. Gene Ontology annotation, molecular function: threonine-type endopeptidase activity. The coding region runs from base 50 to 772 and encodes 240 amino acids. NCBI's taxonomy places the organism in Eukaryota, Fungi, Basidiomycota, Agaricomycetes, Corticiales, Punctulariaceae. The record is from RefSeq and is a predicted model, not a curated record.